AUGGUAGACUUGCCAGCGAUCCUUGAAGAAGCUGCUCUCCGCUACCGCGGCCCAGGUGGUGCAAUUGCUGUCGUUCAAGAUGGAAAGCUGGCUGCGCAGCGAGUCUGGGGGUUUGCGGACAUAGCUCUUAGAAUCCCUAUGGAUCCGUCCACGAUACUCCCCAUAUGCUCCAUCUCAAAGCAGAUGGUAUGUGCUGUGAUCCACGACCUGAAGCGCUCCCCAACUGCCGUAAUGGCAUCGGCAGAUGUGUCGCCCUCCGAGCUGUUGGAACAGCACCUACAUGAGCUGCUCGGCCACCAAGAUCAGCUCAAAGACGUGUCGAUUCAGUAUCUAAGCAACAAUCAAUCCGGUAUUCGAGACUACUGGGCUACCAACACACUGCUAGGAGCUCAUCCUGAGGAUCUCUUCUCGCUCGAGACGCACGCCGUGGACAUGGUCCGCCGUAUCAAAUCCUUGCAUUUCACUCCGGGCAGCGAGUACUCGUAUUCCAACACCAACUUCCACAUCCUAGGCCGAGUCGCCGAACGUGCCAGUGGUCAGUCGCUACCCGACUUGCUCUCCGAAAGGAUCUUUCGUCCCGCCAAAAUGACGACGGCAUCCCUCCAUCCACCAUCCGAUGACCAGCCCGGGCCCUGCGUGGGCUACGAAGUCAACGAGGCUCUUGGCUACUUCCCUGCCAAGAACCGAAUUGAGUGGUCUGGCGAUGCUGGCAUCGUCGCCUCGCUCGAGGACAUGAUUGCAUAUGAGAUUUACCUGCACCAGCUAUGGACGGACCCCAAGAGCUGGUAUCGAGAACACUCCGAGCCCGGAACGUUCAGCGACGGCGCACCGUCUCUAUACGCGAAUGGCCUAAGCUUCGCCGACUUGGACGGCAUACCCAACCUUGGCCACGGGGGAGCCCUUCGCGGCUAUCGUCUCUACCGCCGUCACACGCCCUCCAAGGGGCUCUCCGUCGUUGUCAUGCUCAACCAUGAAGCCGACGCAGCGGAAGCUUCAUCUUUCAUCACACGGAAGAUUCUGGGGCUGGACGAGCCAACGGUGGCGGCGCCGUUUUUCCAUCGUCCCGCGAAAGAGUGGGAAGGGCACUUCUUGGAUAGGGGCACCAACAUGGCUGUCAGCGGCGACGUCACCAAGCCCGGCAUCGUUGCGAUCGAUUACGCUCGAAAGGCCGAGACUAUCCGUUUGCUCGGGUCGAAUGAGGCCGAGUCUGUGGAGAUGAAGGCUGAGAUUCGCGGAGACACGAUUCAUGUACGUCGGGUAAGAGACAACAGGGUCCUGGAAGGGAUUCGCCUGCAGCCCGAUGCUGCCAAGAGGCGCGACCCGUCUCUGCCCGGGGAAUAUUUCUGCCAAGAGCUGGAUUCUUACUUCCUCUGCAUCGGUCAAGGCGAGGUCUUGUAUGGCGCAUUCAAGGGGCCUCUAGGGUCCGGGGGCGCUACGGCUAUGAGAUAUCUGGGAGGUGAUGUGUGGUUACUGGCCUGCCCACGCGGCCAAGAUGCCCAGCCCCCGGGCGACUGGACCAUUGUAUUUCAUCGCGAUGCCUCCCAAGGCAAAAUCACCGGUAUGACAAUCGGCUGCUGGCUUGCUCGGGGCUUUGAAUUUGAGAAGCAGACGUAA
Clonostachys solani is the source of this 1614-nucleotide messenger RNA. The record is from the annotation of a GenBank genome assembly. NCBI's taxonomy places the organism in Eukaryota, Fungi, Ascomycota, Sordariomycetes, Hypocreales, Bionectriaceae.